Adineta ricciae is the source of this 606-nucleotide messenger RNA. The record is from the annotation of a GenBank genome assembly. Lineage: Eukaryota; Metazoa; Rotifera; Eurotatoria; Adinetida; Adinetidae.
AUGCUACAGUUUCCUCGAGGUCAUGUCUUCACGGCUUUUUGUUUGAAUCUCAUUGGUUCUAUUUAUCGUAUCCGAAAAGAAUUUGAUAAUGCCCUCAAUUGUCAAUUGAAUGCAUUAGCUAUGCGCACAAGUCUUUUCCCGACGGGAACUCCUCAACCCUACUCUUCUUUAGGUUUGACUUAUCUAGAUAUGGGAAAAAAUGAAGAAGCAAUCGAAACCUUGAAGUUAGCAUGUCAUUAUUGGAAGGCUAAGUCAAGUGAACCAUCGAAUAUGUAUUUAAACUCUAUAGAAACGUAUCUUGCUACAGCUUACAGUCACAAUGGGCAGUUUGAAGAAGCGCAGGAAAUUUUCGAACGAGUUCUGCCUUUACAACGAAGCGCUCAUUCUCAUGGACAUCCUGACAUUGGAUUCACUCUUCACCAUAUGGCUUCAAAUUUGGUGCGAAUGAACGAUUACAUGAGAGGAAUGGCAUGUUAUCAGGAGAGCUUAAACAUACUAUUACAAUUUUUCAAAGAUGAUCAUUAUGAAGUACGAAUGGUUCGAGAGAAGAUGGAAACACUUUCGAUAUUGAUGGAAAAGAUUCAAACAGACGAAAUAACUUCAUAA